Molecule: messenger RNA, 646 nt
Organism: Pneumocystis murina B123
Lineage: Eukaryota; Fungi; Ascomycota; Pneumocystomycetes; Pneumocystales; Pneumocystaceae
Exons: 2
Coding region: 1-561 (186 amino acids)
Biological process (GO): mitochondrial respiratory chain complex IV assembly
Cellular component (GO): mitochondrial inner membrane
Source: RefSeq, a predicted model, not a curated record
AUGGACAAAAUGAAUCGUUUAAAUAUGAAUUUUCGUAAUAAUAGUUUACUGACACUUAUUAAACCUUUUGAAGCAUCAAGGGUAAUCGUUUCAUGUAUAUCUCAAUCGUUUAAACAGGUUAAUCUACGGUUUACUCAUCAAAAUACAUACUCAUGGCCUAAUACUCUAUCACGAAAAAGAAAAAUUGUAUAUGUAAUAUCAGGAAUUACAAUAUGGGCAUUUGUGCUUGGAGUUUCUUUUAAUUAUCAACGUUAUUGUUCUCCGGUUAUUUCUUAUCUUAUGUAUGAGCUCAAACGUAGUCCGACUGUAGAAACAUAUCUUGGAAAAAAUAUUGAUUUCUCAUCUAAAUGGCCCUGGAUAUAUGGAAAAAUUAAUAAUGUUAAAGGCCAUAUUAAUAUAUCAUUUCGAGUGAGUGGUUCUAAAGAUAGUGCAAUUGUUAAAUUUAAGAGUGUUCGCAAAGAAAAGGGCGUGGACUGGGUAACAUUGGAGUGGACUAUAUCUCCAAGUAAGAAUCAUGAAGAAAUAUCUCUUUUGGAUGAACUAAAUUUACUAAGUAAAUGAUUAUUUAGUUCUCUUGAAUGAAUUCUAUGUAAGAAUGAAUAGUAAAAAUAAUGGUUAAAAAUGUUAUUUUUGAUUAUUCAGAAUA